AUGCGUACCGAUACCACGUAUCGACGGCUCUUUAGACGCCCUGGCGGGAGCUACUUUUUUCCGGCUUUGGACCUGGCAUCUGGUUAUUCAAAUUGGCAGGUGGAGUUGGACCAGGAGGCGCAACAGAAGUCUGCUUUUGUCGUAAUUUGUGAAUACAAUAUUGAGAUACAACACCGCCCGGGAACCAAACAUGGGAAUGCAGAUGGACUUUCUAGGCGACCUUGCAAGCAGUGUGGACGAGUCAAGGGGGGAGUGGAGAAGGAACCAGUUCAGAUUGAACCCGGAGAGUCACAUGUCGAACCUCAAGUACCACUGACUAGAAUUGAACCAGAAUUAUCACUUGAAAACCUACGUGCCCAGCAACUAGAAGAUCCGUCCAUAAACUGGGUCCUCACCCCCAAGGAAGCGGGCAAUCCCUGUCACAACUUGGAAGAUGUACGAUUAACCUUUCUGUACGAGCCUGGAUACGUUGUUGUGACCAAUGUGCCCGCAAAAAGUCACCUCCGAAGAAGCGUAGGGCUCCUUUGCAACAUUGGUCCGUGUCAGAACCUGUGGAACGAGUGGCCAUGGACUUCCCAGGCCAUUAAGUACGUGUUGGUAGUGGGUGACUACCUAACGAGGUGGACGGAAGCGUAUCCUAUUCCCGAUCAAACAGCCGAUACGGUCACCAAAUCCUUUGUAGAGAAAUUUGUUUUGAGGUUCGGCGUUCUAGCACAACUACAUACAGAUCAAGGACGGAACUUUGAGUCUAAAGUGUUAGCAGAGGCCUGCCGUAUGUUAGGCAUAAAGAAAACCCGUACGACGCCAUAUAAUCCUAAGUCAGACGGUAUGGUUGAGAGGUUUAAUCGGACACUGAUAAACAUGGUGGCCAUGAUGUUGGACCCGGUCCACCAUCAACGAGAUUUGGACGAGCGACUUCCGUAUGCGACCUUCGUGUACCGAUCAACACCCCAAGAGUCUACUGGUGAAUCUCCUAAUAUGCUUAUGUUAGGAACGGAGGUGCGUACCCCGAUAGAUUUGUCAGUGGAAGUGCCGCAAACCAUGCCAGACGAACCAGAUUUAGCUACCAGAGUCAGAUCCCAGUUGCAAAAAGCAGGUGCCCGUGCCCGAGAUGUACUGAAGAUCAGUGCUCGCAGACAAAAGAAGGGGUACGAUAAACUUUCCGAAGAGCCAAAUCUUGUACCUGGAAAGUUUGUGUGGACGUAUGACCAAACCAAGCGUAAGGGGAUGUCCCCUAAACUAGAGUGCAGAUGGAAAGGGCCUUACCUAAUCAUCGAUAAGUUGACAGAGGUCACUUUCCGGAUUCAGUUAAGUCCUCGAGGAGCAAGGCGUGUGGUCCACUGUGAUCAACUGAAACCGUACGAGGGAAAUCCAACCAAAGUACCAGCCAAAGAGAGGCAGUUCGCCCUGUCACCCGAACGGAUACAGAUAGGCUAUAUGAGUGCACAAGUUGUCAUGAAACGUUCUCCACCCGAGACAAAUUGCGGGGCCAUGUGA
This is a messenger RNA of Anneissia japonica, 1497 nucleotides long. RefSeq lists its product as uncharacterized. The coding region runs from base 1 to 1497 and encodes 498 amino acids. The transcript has 4 exons. Gene Ontology annotation, biological process: DNA integration. Gene Ontology annotation, molecular function: nucleic acid binding. NCBI's taxonomy places the organism in Eukaryota, Metazoa, Echinodermata, Crinoidea, Comatulida, Comatulidae. The record is from RefSeq and is a predicted model, not a curated record.